GACGUGCACUAGAGACACUCCCUGUUUUCUGCACCCCAACAUUUCGUCUUUAACGAUGCUCCUCACCCGCACAGGUCUUCUACUAUUUAUCGGCUUCACAUUGAUACAAAGCCAUGAAGUCAAUCGCGUCGCCAUCGGCUCGAAUAUAACAUUUUCUUUUAAGCCGUGCAAACUGAACGCACUCUACAAGAUCCAUCAUGAUCAUGUGGCCAUCCACAUCCCCUGCAAUUACAGUUAUCUUAUACCUGAUAAGUAUGAAGGAAGGGUCAGUGUGAAUGAAUCCACCGGACGGGUCACCAUAAGCAAUAUAACCAAGAGGGAUGGCGGCAUUUAUACUCUGGAAUACAGGAACGGCAAUGGGCUUAGAGAAUUAUACCGCCAGAUCAGAUAUGAGGUUCAUGAUCUUGUCUGGAUCAAGGAGCUAUCCCGGAACGACACGGGGGCAACUCUAUCUUUUACUGUUGUCUGUGAUGGAGAACCGGAUGCAGUUAACUGGACCAUGGAUGGAGAAGACCUGAGAGACGGGAGCUGGCUGAGCCAUGAUAACUGGACACUCACCGUUCCGAACAACAUCACUGCCUCGUUCACAGUUCAUGUCUCCAAUCUAGUCAGUGCGGACAGCAAAAAUAUUACUCCCAUAAACGAUCUCAAUGGAAAAUCCAAUCUUUUGGGGGUCGUCAUGUACCCGAACAUUACCAAAGUGAUAUGGGCCGAUGGCGGAGGCCGGCCCAGCAAUCAGACACUCAUUCUCUCGAGGAAGGUCACCAACCUCUAUGUCCUGACCCCGUCAGCUGUUCAGGUAAGGUACAUCCAGAACACACUUGUAAGGGGUUGUCUGGUCAACUGUAUGGACGCUAUAAGCCGAGCCAAACAAAUACACUCAGCAGACCGCCCCUUUAAAGAGGUAAUACUUCUCCAGGACAGAGAGCGUAGAUCGAGAUUCUUCAUCCUACCAGUCCUUUGCAUCUCACUUCUGGCGGCGAUUGGGCUUUUUGUCUUUUGGAAAAAUAGUUGAUUUUUUAGCAUCUUAGUCGAUGGAGCUUUCACAUCAUCUCGGGGUCUUGCUGCUACAGAGUUGUGGACUAUCAGCCAUGAAUAUUGUAAUAUGCACAAGAUGGACUCGCUUUAGCGCAUCAUCAGAAUGGCUGGCAGAAUCCCUGGUACUCAGUUACCAUCACUGGAAGACAUCUUCACUGCUCGCUGCAGCAACAGGGCAAAAAUUAUCUGCGGGGAUCCAACUCACCGCGGCCACA
Messenger RNA from Bufo gargarizans (Asiatic toad), 1253 nucleotides. RefSeq lists its product as uncharacterized. The coding region runs from base 56 to 1015 and encodes 319 amino acids. The record is from RefSeq and is a predicted model, not a curated record. The transcript is spliced from 7 exons. Lineage: Eukaryota; Metazoa; Chordata; Amphibia; Anura; Bufonidae.